AUGUUUAAUAAUAAUUAAUAAAUCUAAAAUUCUUCUAUGCGUGAAAAAUAACCUCCUUAUAAAUUCUCUUCAGGUGCUAUUUAUGAAGGUGAAUGGUUAGGAGCUAUGAGAGAUGGUUAUGGAACUUAAACAUGGCCUGAUGGAGCAAAAUAUGAAGGAUAAUGGGUUCAGAAUAAAGCUAAUGGAAAAGGAAAAUUCUGGCAUGUUGAUGGUGAUAUUUACGAAGGAGAAUGGAAAGAAGAUAAAGCUAAUGGGUAUGGAGUUUAUAUACAUUUAAAUGGAGCAAAAUAUGAAGGGUAAUGGAAAGAUGAUUUUCAAAAUGGAUAUGGAGUUGAAGUUUGGGUUGAUGGAUCAAAAUAUGAAGGAUAUUAUAAUCAAGGAAAAAAAGAUGGAUAAGGCACAUAUACAUGGCCUGAUUAAUCUAAAUAUACAGGAUAAUGGGUUGAUAAUAAAAUUCAUGGAUAUGGAAUUUACACUUGGUAAGAUGGAAGAAAAUAUGAAGGAAAUUGGUAAAAUAAUACAAUGCACGGUAAAGGAGUUUAUACUUGGAAAGAUGGUCGAAGAUAUGAAGGUGAAUAUUAAUAUGAUAAAAAGCAUGGGUUUGGAGUAUAUACAUGGGCUGAUUAAAGAAGGUAUGAAGGAUAUUGGAAACAUGGAAAAUAGCAUGGGAAAGGUAUGUAUAUUUUAGCUGAUGGAACUAUUAAAUAUGGUAUUUGGGAAGAAGGUAAAAGGAUUUAAUGGAUCGGAAAGUAGGAAUAUGAUAUUUUGGAUAAUAAUAACUUUAAUUGA
This is a messenger RNA of Ichthyophthirius multifiliis, 789 nucleotides long. RefSeq lists its product as hypothetical. The transcript is spliced from 2 exons. Lineage: Eukaryota; Ciliophora; Oligohymenophorea; Hymenostomatida. The record is from RefSeq and is a predicted model, not a curated record.